Messenger RNA from Exophiala aquamarina CBS 119918, 840 nucleotides. RefSeq lists its product as uncharacterized. Lineage: Eukaryota; Fungi; Ascomycota; Eurotiomycetes; Chaetothyriales; Herpotrichiellaceae. Gene Ontology annotation, molecular function: oxidoreductase activity, acting on the CH-OH group of donors, NAD or NADP as acceptor. The transcript has a single exon. Bases 1 to 840 code for a protein of 279 amino acids. The record is from RefSeq and is a predicted model, not a curated record.
AUGGAGUUCCAAGGCAAAAUCGUUGUUGUCACAGGCGCUGCUGCUGGUAUAGGACAAGCUCUAGCCCGAGAAUAUGCACAUCAAGGAGCUCGCGUGGUGUUGGCAGAUAUCAACCUCGCGCCACAAGAAUCGACCGUCGUGGAAUUGCGAAGAUCCGGUUUGGAAGCUUACGCAUACGAGGUUGAUGUAUCCAGCGAUGAGCAAGUCACUGAGUUCGCCGCCUCUGUACUCCGGGAUGUGGGUGUUCCAUGGGUGAUACACAAUAAUGCCGCGAUAACUUGGUCCGGAAGUAUCGUUGACAUUGAGAUCGAGGAUUUGCGCCAACAGAUCGACGUGAAUGUAUUUGGCUAUCUCCGUGUCACAAACGCCUUUUUACCCUCUAUGAUUGACCGCGGCAGCGGACAGAUUGCGAUCACGGCAUCCCCCAACGGCAUUAAUCCUCCACCAAUGGUCGCCGCGAACCUGGCGGCGUAUUGCUUAUCUAAGGCCGCCAAUGUCUCGAUGGCACAAUGUCUGGCGGUGACGCUGAAGCCGCUCGGUAUCGCUGUCUCGCUACUGUUUCCUGACCUGACGAAUACGCAUCAGGGAAGGCAAUUCACCGGGAAGGCAUCCACGGAGUUUCACCAGAUGCUCGCGCAUAUCAUGAGCAAUGCCACUGCAGCUGAUAAUGUUGCCAAGAGACUCAUUGAGGGUAUCAAGGUGGGCAAGUUUUUCGUGAAUGCAAUGCCUGGCUAUGAAGCAGCGCUGCUGGAAUGGGCGAAGAAUGAGUUGGACCCUCAUAGAGACUGGGUGGGAGAAAACACUCCGCGUUUGAUGAAGAGCAGACUAGGCCAGGUUUGA